Molecule: messenger RNA, 3527 nt
Organism: Megalops cyprinoides (Indo-Pacific tarpon)
Lineage: Eukaryota; Metazoa; Chordata; Actinopteri; Elopiformes; Megalopidae
Gene: gpr37l1a
Product: G protein-coupled receptor 37 like 1a
Exons: 2
Coding region: 165-1826 (553 amino acids)
Biological process (GO): positive regulation of MAPK cascade; adenylate cyclase-inhibiting G protein-coupled receptor signaling pathway
Cellular component (GO): signaling receptor complex; plasma membrane
Molecular function (GO): G protein-coupled peptide receptor activity
Source: RefSeq, a predicted model, not a curated record
CGCGCAGAACUUCAGCAUCAGUCACUGGCUGGAGAGUUUAAUUCUUUACUUUCCUUUGAACUAAACGGCAAUUGCAUUUCAAAUUGUAUUAGCAGUCCUUCUUCAUCGCCGGGGCGACUUGUGGUUUAAAGCAAUUAGGCCUAUCAAACUAAAGAAAUUUUAAAAUGAUACCCCCGUUUACACUGGUGCUGCUUUUAAUAGGGGCUUCGGAGUCCAGGAAUGUCAUUCCGAUAAAUGCGCCACGGGAUGUACAACAAACAACUCUGGAAACGAUGCCAAAGGGUCGUGCAGGUGUUUCAUUCAAGGAGGUUAAUGGGUUCAAUACGGAGAUCGAUUUGAUCCAACGUGAUGCCAAAGGCUUGGAAAUCGAUAACCCAUCACCAUCGAGAUCGGACACAAACCACAGGAGGGUCCCGCGUGGCGCAGGGGACGGGAGCACCAAACAACAGGGUCAUCAUCACCCUUCUAGUCACAGGUACCCCAGGCCUUACGACCCAAAUGAUUCCUUUACAACACCCAGAUUUAUGCAGCGCUCCAACUCCAGCCGUUCCCUGGACAGAACCGACGGUCAGAGCACGAAGGGUUUGCCGGCAGAGGACGGCGCGGGGAACAGCAACUCAACGGAGAAGACUGCACCUGGCAUCCACAACCCGCUGUACCCAGUCACCGAUAGCUCGUACAGCGCCUAUGCUGUGAUGCUCCUGGCGCUGAUAGUGUUCGCCGUGGGCAUUACCGGCAACCUGGCGGUGAUGUGCAUCGUGUGGCACAAUUACUACAUGAAGAGCGCGUGGAACUGCAUCCUUGCCAGCUUGGCGUUCUGGGAUUUCUUGGUGCUCUUCUUCUGCCUACCCGUCGUCGUCUUCAACGAGAUAACCAAGAUAAGGUUGUUGGGGGACAUCUCCUGCAGGGUCGUGCCCUAUCUAGAGGUGACUUCCCUGGGGGUGACGACCUUCAGCCUCUGCGCCCUGGGUAUUGACCGCUUCCACGCCGCCACCAGCCUCCAGCCCAAGGCCUGGCAGGUGGAGCAGUGCCAGUCCAUCCUGGCCAAGCUUGCCGUCAUCUGGAUCGGUUCCAUGAUCCUGGCCAUGCCAGAGCUGCUGCUGUGGCAGCUGAGUCAGGACGCAUCGGGCCCCAUGGGGGCCCUGGUGGACUCUUGCACCAUGAGGGCCUCCCCCAGCCUCCCAGAGUCCAUCUACUCCCUGGUGCUGACGUACCACGACGCCCGUAUGUGGUGGUACUUCGGCUGCUACUUCUGCUUGCCAGUGCUUUUCACCCUCUCCUGCCAGCUGGUGACCCGCCGCAUCGCCGGAGGGGAGAGCGCCACCCGCAGGCCGCAGGUCCGAAAGUCGCCGCCGUCGCCUAAGAAGCUUCAGCAGGAGAGGCUGGAGCAGAAGCGGGACCGGCAGCUCGACUGCACCGUGGUGGCGCUCGCUGCCGUGUACGCGGGCUGCGGGCUGCCCGAGAAUGUCUGCAACAUCAUCCUGGCCUACGCCUCUGCCCCCGUCGGCGGGCCCACCCAGGCCCUGCUGGCGCUCGUUAACCAGUUCUUCCUGUUCUUCAAGUCGUCUGUGACGCCCGUGCUGCUGCUCUGCCUGUGCAAGUCGCUGGGCCAGUCCUUCAUGGACUGCUGCUGCUGCUGCUGCGAAGGCUGCCUGUCGGACGGCACCCCCUCCGCCUCCACCUCCUCCUCCCCCUCGUCCUCCGCCAGUCGCACCACGGUGGGCAAACCCAAAGCCGCUGUCCCCCCAACUGAGGUGCCCCCCGCCAUCGCCUUCGACAAGGCCAAGAACAGCUCCCCCAUCUUGGCCAUCGGCACGCCCUGCUGAAGCUCGCCCGGCAUGUUGCCGCGCAGCAGGCAGGAGCCCUCUGCGUUCUGGUCCUGCACCCUGUCUCCCAACCGGCCAUUCCCAUGAGCAGGGGCUAAACUGUGGAACACCAUGGGGAGGGGCACAAGGUCUCAGGCUGGUUCUAAACUCUGGACUGGUUCAGGCCCUCCCCACCACCAGCACCACCCAAAACACCAUCAGUGAUGGCUCCACAACAUCACCUUUCCACCCAACUUCCAUGUCUUUGGACUAAUGAAAGUGUGAUUUAUCUGGGAAGGGAUUAAGAAGUCAAUCAAGAAAGUCUGGCAAAGAGCUGAGAGAGCUCAAAAUGAUUACUUGAUUGUAACUGUCUACUUAUUGUUUUUUUGUCUGUUUUUUAAUUUUAUUUCACUGGAAAAUAAAGUUAGCAAUUGUCUUAGUUGUGAGGUAUCAGUGUUCCCACUAACAUUUUCAUUUGCCAAUUGAAAGGGAACAACAUUGUGAACCACAUAGACUCUUUGAGUCACUGACUCUUUACACUACACUGCCACAGUACACCUCUCUCCAUCUUACAGUAUUGUUAAUUAUUUUAUUUGCUACAGAAUACAACUAGUUUGGUUUAGUAUAGCUGUUUGUAGGUUUGACCCUUAGUAUAAAUAUAACUAUUGCACCCACGAGUAACAACAUUAACAAUAUUCUGGAAGUCCAUGUAAAAUCACAGGCUUUCACCACGAUUCAGCUUCACAGCUAACAUCAAUGUACUGGCGUUUUUUUUUCUAAUUUUUGAUCUGUGCCUUGUUGCUGAAUGCAAAUGGUGAGUUUCAGUAUUAGUGAGUUUCUGGGUUUUCCUGCCAAUAAACGUCAUUGGACUGUGACCUGCAAUUAACAUGUGUGGUUCAGUCCAUUGUUAUUUGAGACUUCAGCUAUAGCACUUCUUGUGAAUGAUAAACAAGGCCUAUUUAUGAGCGCAAUACUUUUAAUGAUUAACCUAAAUGCAUCACUGUUUUAUUUUUCACACAACAGAAUGAGCCUGAAAUUACAUCAAUAAAAAGUCUUGUUAAAAAUCUUCAGAGGUACACAGACAUAAGGAUGUACUGCAUUGCAGUUUGAUUGAAUAGAGGUCUAUGUAUUGAGACAAGGUGUAAAAAAAAGAGCUUUGUGCUUUGUAAUGUUCUUGUUUUGAAAUGAUAUGUAAUUGAAGUUGCCUACAUUGUUAAUACAAAUCGUUCUGUUCCCCCUCUACUUGUUGAAUUUCAUACUGAAAGAGUAAAACACUGAUUAAGAAAUACUCUAUUGGGACUGAGAGACACUGUCUCUACCAAAGAGCAGCAGAUCUUUAAGGAGUUCAUUUGAAGUGAUACCGAAGAUGAAAUGAAAAUCUGUGUUAGCUGGAAACAGUGCUGAGAUGCUGGGCUGUGCUUCUGGGGAAAAAAUGGCAAACAUUUUCAGAAAAUUGUUCAGAAAUGUGCUCAAAGUACCCAGUUUUGCACCUACCAGCUCGCGUGUCAAUGCUAUGUUUGUGUAACAGUCUUUAGGAAUGAGAAUAACACACUGUAGUUUUGAUCUUUGCUGGUCUUAUGAUGGCAUGAGGAGAAUGGAACAUAAGACUUUGUGUGAACCUUUGCGAACAUGUUGUGAAUAUACUGUAGUGUUUAACACGUUAGGUAUUCCCAUGUAUGAAAAGUGCUUUUUACCAGAAAAUACUGAACAACAAGGUGGAUG